AUGACCUGCCAGUCUUGCGUGCGCAACAUCGAGACGACGGUCGGCGACAACGCCGGCAUCCACUCCAUCGUCGUCUCGCUGCCGGACGAGAGCGCCACCGUGACCUUCGACCCGCAGCUGACCUCACCGCAAGGCAUGGUGGCGCCCGAGCUCGCCGACCAGCAGCUGAUCGACUGGGUGGAGGAGAUGGGCUUCGAGGCGCGCCUGGCCGCCGAGCUGCAGUGCCGCCUGGCCAUCGAGAACAUGAGCUGCCAGUCGUGCGUGCGGAACAUCGAGGGCAAGGUGGCCGCCCAGCCGGGGGUGGACCUGGAGGCCAAGGAGGGUGUCAUCACCUACAACCCGCAGGUCACUUCUCCCGGCACGCUGGAGGACUUCGUCAACGGCAUCGGGAAGUUCAGGGCCGCCGUGAAGCCACCGUCGGAUGGAUCUUCCACAGGGCCCGUGGACGGCUGCCUCACACCUCUGCCCGGAGAAGACGCCGUCAGUCCAGGGAAGUCGACACGCUCGGCGGCCGACGAGCUGGAGACGUGCACCGUCUCCAUCCGCGGCAUGACGUGCGCCAGCUGCGUCAGCGCCAUCGAGAAGCACAUGGACAAGGUGGACGGUGUGGAAUCGAUCCUGGUGGCGCUGCUGGCUGGCAAAGCCGAGGUGCAGUACGACCCGGCUGUGCUGCUGCCCUCGCAGGUGGCCGGCCUUAUCUCCGACAUUGGCUUCCCGGCCCCAGCUGCUGGAGAACCAUAGCCCGGGGGCACGCUCGACCUCGAGAUCCGCGGGAUGACCUGCGCAUCGUGCGUGCACACGAUCGAGACGAACGUGGUGCGGCGGCCGGGCGUGGUGUCCGUGUCGGUGGCGCUGGCGACGGAGCGCGGGCGGGUCGUGUUCGACCCGGGCCAGACGGGACCGCGAGACAUCAUCCAGGCGAUCGAGGACCUGGGCUUCGAGGCGGCGCUCCGCUCGGGCAAGCAGGGCAGCGCGUCGUACCUGGACCACCGCGAGGAGAUCGCCAAGUGGCGCAACUCGUUCCUGGUGUCGCUGUUCUUCGGCGUGCCGUGCAUGCUCAUCAUGGUGUUCUUCAUGGUGCGCAUGCGCCGGCUCGGCCAUGGCAGCAUGUGCUGCGUGGUGCCCGGCCUCUCCAUGGAGAACCUGCUCAUGUUCAUCCUUUCGACGCCGGUGCAGUUUAUCGGCGGCCGGCACUUCUACGUGGCGGCGGUGAAGUCGCUGCGCCACGGCGCCGCCUCCAUGGACGUGCUCAUCAUGCUGGCCACGACCGUGUCGUACGUGUACUCGGUGGCCGUGGUGGUGGCGGCCAUGCUGCUGCAGGAGUCGGCGAGCCCGCUUACCUUCUUCGACACGCCGCCGAUGCUGCUGGUGUUCGUCUCGCUGGGCCGGUGGCUCGAGCACAUUGCUAAGGGAAAGACGUCUGAGGCGCUGGCCAAGCUGAUCUCGCUGCAGCCCACUGAGGCGGUGCUAGUGACGCUGGGGGAGAACAGGGAGGUGCUCACAGAGGACAGCAUCUCCGUCGAGCUGGUACACCGCGGCGACAUCCUCAAGGUGGUGCCCGGCGCCAAGGUGCCGGUGGACGGCCGUGUCCUCAGUGGCCACUCCCUCUGCGACGAGUCCCUCAUCACCGGCGAGUCCAUGCCCGUCGCCAAGAAGCCAGGCUCGCAGCUGAUCGGCGGCGCCAUCAACCAGAACGGCACCCUGCUGAUGACUGUGACGCACGUGGGCCAGGACACGACCUUGGCGCAGAUCGUGCAGCUGGUGGAGGAGGCGCAAACCAGCAAGGCGCCCAUCCAGCAGCUGGCCGACCGCGUGGCAGGUUACUUCAUCCCGAUCGUGGUGUCCGUCUCGGUGACGACCCUGAUCGGCUGGACCAUCGCCGGAUACGUCGACAUCCACUACAUCGACCCCCACUUCAACGGCACCUCGGUGCACGGCGAGACGCGCGACGAGGUCAUCUUCCAGUUCUCGUUCCGGUUCGCGCUGACCGUGCUGGCGAUCGCCUGUCCGUGCGCGCUGGGCCUGGCCACGCCCACCGCCGUCAUGGUGGGCACCGGCGUCGGCGCACUCAAUGGCAUCCUCAUCAAAGGCGCGGAGGCUCUGGAGAACGCGCACAAGGUGCGCAGUGUGGUCUUCGACAAGACCGGCACCAUUACGCGCGGCCUGCCGUCUCUGACCCACCUGGCGGUGUACGUGGACGAGGUCACCUGCCCGCUGGCCCGGCUGCUGGCGCUGCUCGCCUCAGCGGAGGCCAGCAGCGAGCACCCCAUCGCGCACGCGAUCGUGCGCUUCGUCAAGGAGACGCUGUCGGUGGACGCGCUCGGCACCUGCGAACGGCUUCCAGGCGGUGUCCGGCUUCGGCGUCAGCUGCGUCGUCUCUACAUCGAUGCUCUGGUAGCCGCCGGCCAGAGAGCCGAGGCCGUCACCAACUUGCUGAACCAGCUCUCGCCGCCGACCGGGCGAACGGUGGAGUUCCUGCCGGAGGUGGGCGCCGCCCGGCCGCCGGCCGAUGACCUGCUCGACCUGAACGCGGCGCAGAAGCGCGAGUACAAGGUCAGUGAGGUGCUCACCCGGCCGCGUGGCGGCCGCCACCAGUGCCAGCUGGGCUGCAAACGUGCUGAUCGGAACCGCGAAUGGAUGCGCCAAAACGGCAUGGAGGUGCCGGCGGCCGUCGACGCCGGCAUGCGGGAUCAGGAAGAGCGCGGCCGCACCGCCAUCCUGUGCGCCGUCGACGGCGUGCUGGUGGCCAUGGUGGCCGUGGCUGACACGGUGAAGCCGGAGGCGCACCUGGCCGUGUACACGCUGAAGCGGAUGGGCCUGGACGUCGUGCUGCUGACUGGCGACAACCAGAAGACGGCAGCGGCCAUCGCGCGCCAGGCCGGCAUCUCGCGCGUCUUCGCCGAGGUCCUGCCGUCGCAUAAGGUGAAGAAGAUCCAGCAGCUGCAGUCGCUGGGCCAGCGAGUGGCCAUGGUGGGCGACGGCAUCAACGACUCGCCGGCGCUGACGCAGGCCGACGUCGGCAUCGCCAUCUCGUCCGGCACGGACGUGGCCGUCGAGGCGGCCAGCAUCGUGCUCAUGCGGAACGAUCUGCUCGACGUUAUUGCCUGUCUCGAUCUCUCGCGAAGAACAGUGAAGAGGAUACGAAUGAACUUCGUCUUCGCCAGUAUUUAUAACCUCGUCGGUAUUCCUCUGGCGGCCGGCGUGUUCCGGCCCUGGGGUAUCGUGCUGCAGCCGUGGAUGGGCUCGGCCGCCAUGGCUCUCAGCUCGGUCUCGGUCGUCUGCUCCUCGCUGCUGCUCAAGCUGUACAAGAAGCCGACCCGCGAGAGCCUGGCCACUUUGGAGUACCUGAAGGCCAUGGAGGCGCGCUCGCUGGCGCACGACUCGGCCGACACCGUGUCCAUCCACCGCGGCCUGGACGACAUCACCAUCAGCAUGCCGAAGACCAGUACCAGCCUCAGCAGGCUGGUGGAGCGGAGUCUGCUGAGCUUCCGGCCCAGCCACCAGCGGCUGGCCACCGAGGACUCGGACGAGGAGACCGAGAUGCGGCCGCUCCAGUGAGCACCGGCCGAUGGCGGGGCCUCAGCCGAACUCAGCCGUCGAGGUGGAGGACGCUGGGUCCCGCCGUUCUGGACUCGCCUUGCCGCCUCGUGACGGCGACGCCAGUAAUGCCAGUACACAGAGCAGACUUGGAUUGUCAGCGUCCGUAAAUUGUCCCAAGCCCGCACCUGUCUUCGCGGCCAGCCGGCUCGCACCUCUGGACAGCACACUACGUUAGUAUUUCUGCCCUAGAAUUGCUAGCGGACAAACGUGCCAAGGUGUCUCGAUGUCUCGUGAG
Molecule: messenger RNA, 3835 nt
Organism: Pollicipes pollicipes
Lineage: Eukaryota; Metazoa; Arthropoda; Thecostraca; Pollicipedomorpha; Pollicipedidae
Product: copper-transporting ATPase 2-like
Biological process (GO): copper ion import; intracellular copper ion homeostasis; copper ion export
Cellular component (GO): plasma membrane; trans-Golgi network
Molecular function (GO): P-type divalent copper transporter activity; ATP hydrolysis activity; ATP binding
Source: RefSeq, a predicted model, not a curated record